This is a messenger RNA of Symbiodinium sp. CCMP2592, 8235 nucleotides long. Lineage: Eukaryota; Dinophyceae; Suessiales; Symbiodiniaceae. The record is from the annotation of a GenBank genome assembly.
AUGGCUAUGCCCUUGCGGGCCAUGCCUCACCGGCAAGUGGCGCAGAUGUUUCUUUCUGCGCUUCUUCUGUGCCGCUUUGCCUCUGCCGCCCCUCCCUGUACAGAGGGCCAAGGUUUCAAUGAGUCGUCGCAGACUUGUUCCGACUGUGCGCCAGGUACGUACAUGAGCUACGUGAAUGCCACAGCGAACCUGACUUUUUCCAUUGGCUGUCGACCUUGUCUCGCAGGGAGGUAUAGUGGGGCGGCAGCUUCGGUCUGCUCUGUUUGUCCUGCGGGGCGCUGGAGCUGGGCGGCCUCCUCCAGUUGCACGGCCUGCGCACCGGGCACCUUCAGUUUCGAGGGCAUGCGCGACUGCCUCCCGUGUGCGCCGGGCUAUUUCACGGCCUCAGAGGGUUUAUCAGAGUGCGCGAUCUGUGCAGCUGGCCGGUUCAGCGAGAGCUACAGAGGCUCCAGCAGAUGCACCGAGUGCGCCACGGGGCAGUGGAGCGAGCCGGCGUCGGUUCGCUGCACCGCCUGCACCAGCGGAGAGUACCUGGAUGAGAACCAGACGUGCUCUGUUUGCCCUGCCGGGACAUCAAGUAUCCAGGGGGCAACCAGCUGCACCGCUUGUGCACCCGGAACACGAAGUGAUGCUGGAGCCAUGGUUUGUGAGCCUUGUUCUCCUGGCCGCUUCGUCACCCAGCCGCACGCAGCCUGUCAAGACUGCCCUGGCGGAACAUUCAGCAGCCUCAGCUCCACAUCCUGCGAUGUUUGCCCCUAUGGGCACAGCAGUCUGCCGGUUUCUGAAAGCUGCCUCCCCUGCCCGGCUGGGCGCUUCGUCCUGGACAUCGCGGCGCCCUGCGCCGCCUGUGCAGCUGGGAGGGUGAGCUCUGGGAGGACUGACAGCUGUACGCCGUGCGCUGCGGGCGAGUACAGCGAAGAAGCCGCUGCUCGCUGCAGAACCUGUCCAGCUGGGACAUUCAGCAGCGCAUCUUCUGGUUACUGCUCGGAGUGCCCGGCAGGGACGGCCAGUGAAGAAGGUAGUGCCAGCUGCAUUCCCUGCACAGCGGGUUCGAUCAGCCAGGCAGGUGCGGCAAAGUGCGAGCCCUGCACUGCUGGGAGCUAUGCACUUUUCGCCGACGAGCCUUGUUUGACCUGCGCGGCCGGCACCAGUAGCCUGCGAGGAGCAGCUGAGUGUACGCCAUGCCAAGCUGGCUACGUGAGCUCUGCCGGUGCCGGUGAAUGCCUCCCUUGCCAGCCGGGCACUUUCACCACCGACCUGCAGCAGUGUCGCACCUGUCCAGCGGGCACUUGGAGCAGUAUUGCAGCCAGCAGCUGUGAGCCGUGCCCUCCGGGAAGUCGCUCCGAUGCUGGCUGGGGCGCUUGCCAAAUCUGCCCUCCUGGCACGAACAUCCAGCAGCCGGAUGACCAAUGUGAAACCUGUCCUGCUGGCACUUACAGCCAUGCUGGCGCUACAGUGUGCGACAUUUGCGAAGCUGGGACGUUCAGCAACACGUCCUCGAACAGCUGUACUACCUGCCCAGCGGGCAGAUACAGCAACGACACCGCGCCAGAGUGCACCGACUGCCCCAGCGGCCGCUUUAGCCCAGAGCGCGCAGCUGUUUGCACACUUUGCCCGGCUGGAACGAUCAGUGGCGAAGCCUCUGGUUCCUGUAUGCUCUGCCCAGCCGGCACGUUCAGCGGCAUUGGGGCCUCUGUCUGCAACGAUUGCCCGGCGGGCACUUUCAUCCUCAGUCCAGACCAGACCUGCGAGACCUGUGCUCGAGGUCGGUAUAGCACCACGGCAUCCACCGGAUGCAAUUCCUGCAUCCCUGGGACCUUCAUUACGGAUCCGGCCUUGAACUGCACCUCCUGCCCCGCGGGCACCUGGAGCGGCAUGGAAGCGGCAGAAUGCAUCCGAUGCCUGCCGGGCGAGUUUAGCGACGAGGGUUCUGCCUACUGUUCACUGUGUCCUGCUGGGACCUACAUCGAGCAGCCGAACGAGACGUGCAUGGACUGCCCAGAAGGCACUUGGAGCUCGAGUGCCUCGGUGUCCUGCAGCGACUGCCUUCCUGGUCGCUUCCGUGGCAAUGGCACCGGCUGCGAGAGCUGCCCUCCUGGAUCACGGAGUGAUGCCGCCGCCGACAUGUGCGAGGAGUGCACUGCGGGCAGGUAUAGCCGCAGUGCGUCUGACACCUGCGACCUGUGCCCGGCUGGUUUCGCUAGCGAGCCUGGAUCCGGCGAAUGCAUGGCAUGCAAACCUGGCAGCUUUAGCCUGGCGGAGUCGCCCUCUUGCAGCAUCUGCUCCGCCGGAACAAAGAGCGGAGCCGAGGCUGGCAUGUGCACGGCCUGCCCGCUGGGGAAGGUGAGUCCAGCGAAUGCCAGUCGUUGUCGUCUUUGCCCAGCCGGCCGCUUUGCACCCUCACCAGACGGGGACUGCAUGGAGUGCCCGUCUGGUACAUGGAGCACGUCCCGUUCGGCAGAGUGUACGGAAUGCCCAGAGGGGCGAUGGAGCCACCCCGGUUCGCGGGAUUGCGCCGCCUGUCCUCCGGGAACUUACAUUCUCGAGGGUAAUGCGACCUGUCAGCCCUGCCCACAUCGCUUCUGGAGCUUCGAGUCAUCGGCUGAUUGUGAGCCGCUGGGCUCGGGAUCCUGGAGUACGCUGCGUGUGCAGCAUCUGUACGACGAGAACCUCAGGGAUGGAACCGGCGAAGAUCGCUGGUUCGAGAUUCGCCCGCGAGAGCUGGCGAAGGAUCCCUGGGUCGUCGCGGCGAGCGCCGGAAGUGCGCAAACGACUCUGCUGUUGGGCAAGGAAAUGAGUGCAGCGAGCCGAGACGACGAGCGGCCUAGGCUGGAACGGUUCGAUGGGUCGGACCCUGCCAGUUACAAGCGAUGGAGACGCAAAGCGGAACUCAUGUUGCUGGCCUUACCUUCGACGAUGGCCAAAGAGAAAUGGGGGCCGAAGCUUUGCGAGUUUCUGCAUGGCGAGGCGGAAGAGGUCUGCGAGGGCAUUUCACUGGAGAAGCUGGUGAGCGAUACCGGAUACAGAUUGAUUCUGGAGACUCUGGAUGCCCGAUAUGCCGACCUGGAGCAAGAUGCACUGCAGAAAUAUCUGAACGAGUACUUCUUCAAGACGCAGAUCAAGGCUGGAGAAACCUAUCGAAACCUCACGAUCAGGGUGGAUACGGCCUACAGGAAUCUGCAAGAAGUCAAGGUACAGUUGCCAGAUGAGGUUCGAGGCUGGUUUCUGCUUCGGAAAUUGGCGUUGGACAAGAGCUCUGAGGCAAUGGUCCUGACAGCCACGCAAGGAAGCCUCAAGUAUGACGACAUCACCAAGGCGGUCAAGUCUAUCUUUCCGCAGGGCAAGUGCUCGAGCACAGCUAACCGAAUGAAGGAUGUGUACGCCGCGGAGGACGAGACGGACGAGCCACGAGAUGAUGAAGCUGGUGAUGGCGAGGAGAACGAGGUUUUUCAGGUCGUGGCGGACCAGUUUCAGAACAUGGAGGCCUACGAUGACGAGGAGGCGCUUGAUGUUCUGGAAACAUACCAUGACAUCAGGAAGAAGCUGCAGCAGAAGAAGAUGGGAAGAGGAUACAAGUCAACGCCUGCAGCUUGGAGUUUGACCGGUACCGUUCAGGGUCGACUUGAACAACUCAAGUCGAAGACCAGAUGCCACAUCUGCAAGCAGACAGGACACUGGAAACGCGAGUGUCCCAAGCGCCGGGAUCAGCCGUCGAGUUCCGCUGGUCGUGGCCCUGCCAACAAGGACACCAAGGAUGCAAUGAUCGCGGACCUCGAUCAAGGACCAGAGACUGGAGCGGGAUGGUUCGUACCAGUUGAGCAGAUCGAGGAGCUGGACGUGUUCUUGGUGGAGGGCAGCCAUGGCGAGGUGGACAUAGUUCUUGCUGAUCAAGGCGAAGCCGACUGUGAGCAGAUAAGUGCCGUGCUCGAGGGGGGCCUUGAAAAGUCAGGGCUACUUUCUCCGAGAGUUUUUGAUGAUGCACCGGACCGUGCGCAGCCGAGUGAUGCAUACAUGGCGGAGUGCAGCAGCGGGGGUUCUUAUGCCGACGUGACCACUCAUGCUGCAAAGAUCAAUGAGGUGCAUGCGACAGUGUGUGCAGCCGUCAUGAUGGAGGAAACAGCCGACGCCGAGAUGAUGGUGACGGAGAACGGUGUUCCAUGGCGCUCGGACAUUGCUGCCACACCACUCAUGAAGGAGCUGCUGGGGGCUCUGAAGCCGGAGCUUGCCAACGAGGUUCCGAAUGCCCUGCCGAUGAAGAUGCUCGACGGGCUCGACGAUGCCGACGAAGACGAGCCCGACGUGCCAAUCAGCGGAAGAGAGAUCUUGAGCAUUGGGAAGUACGCCAAGGCCGGGAUGAUGAAGACGUUCGCCGAGAUCUACACCGAGGACAAGGGCUACGUGCAGUGGAUUCGGAAGUUCGUGACCACAACCAAGCCGAAUCAGAAGGGCCAGGCACCCACGUCGCCAAUGAUGAAGCUGCGUCUCUACAUCGCAAUGAGAGAUCAGCUCAAGGAGAACCGCGUGAAGUUGGAUGUGGCCCUGCCAAAGACAGACGUCAUGGCGGAACCGCCAUACAUCGAUCCCAAGAAGGCCCUGCAGCUGCCAAUGGCGGAAUCAACCCGGGCAGCAACACCGAAGAUGAAGACAAAGCGAAGUCCGACCGGGAAGCAAGGAGCAGCUUUGAGCAGUGGCUCAGACGCUUGGGAGAAAGUCGAUGCGAUGCCGGAGCCGAACGAGAGCGAGCGCAAGGGGAUCAAGAUCAGGAAGGCGAGGCUGAUGGAGCAGAUGCGCUUGUUGUCAGCUCAGAUGGAGGAGCUGGAGGGGAUGCUGAUCGUGAGCAUGCCGAGUGAGUUGCGUGAAAUGCUGGGUGGCAGAUGCAAGAAAGAAGAGGUGUAUUGUAACAGUUAUGCCAAGUUCGUGAACGCUGUGAGUAUGUGUCAGGAAUGUAACGGACGGCUGUUUGCGGUUGAAGUCGGGGCGAGCCUUGCGGUGUCGAACUUGUUCGUGGCAGCUGUGAUGGAUUGGAAGCGAGGCCGGGAUCAAGUUGUGACCGCGACGUGUGUGCAUGCCGUUGAGGAUUUGAGAAAUGGGGAAGGGAUGUCGGAUCAGAAGAUUAUGGUGCUCUUAAGGAAGUGCCAUGAAAACUUAGGGCACCCGUCCCCAGCCAGACUUGGGUUGUUGUUGAAGGCAGCGCAUGCGAGUGAUCGGGUGUUGCGGUUGGCGCGUGGCUUGACUUGUGAAGCUUGUGAUUCCUUGACACGUCCCAAAAGCCACAAUGUGACCAAAAUCCGUCGAGCAACGGAGUUCAAUCAGCAAGUGUGCUUGGACACGUUUGAGCUUGAGGUAAGAGGGUCGAAGUUGAACUUCUUGAACAUUUGUGAUGAAGGAACCUCGUAUCAGCUUUGUGUGCCGUUGUGGAAAGGAAAGCAGGCAAAACAUGUGAGGAAUGCCUACCGGAAGGCUUGGAAGCGAUGGGCAGGAGCGCCCAUCCGGGCGUUCACCGACGGAGGACCGGAGUUUGAAGCGGAGUUUGAACAUGGGUUGCAGCUUGAUGGAACGUUUGGUGACAAGGCCGCGGCGUAUGCACCGUGGCAGAAUGGGCUGACGGAGCGGAAAGGCGGUGUGUGGAAGCUGGCCUUUCAGAAGGCCGUUGUUGAUGCGGUGCCGAGGUCAAAGCAGGAGGUUCAGGAGUUGGUUGACAACGUGAAUGUUGCUGUCAACACGUUGACUAGGAAGGACGGUUACUCUCCUUGCCAGCAUGUGUUUGGGCGUGAGUUGCGUGUGCCUGGCUUGAUUUCCACGGAAUAUGAUCCUGUGAUAAACUCAGGGUUGGUGCAAGGGGAGUCGGUGUUUGAGCGGCGUAUGAUGUUUCGGAAUGCGGCUCGGAAGGCGUUCCUUGAAGCGGACGGCGAUGCCAGACUCCGAAAGGCGCUUGAGCACAGGAGCAGGCCCGAGCGUGGGCCGUUUCAUGCUGGUGACUUGGUCUACUUCUGGCGUCGCCAUAGAUUUGAGAACAAACAUCAUUGGCAUGGACCUGCUGUUGUAGUCGGAAGUCAGUCGUCGCGAGUGUGGAUUGCGCAGGGGACAAAAGUCUAUAGGUGCUGUCCUGAACAGUUAAGACGUUUGAGUCCCGAGCAAGAGGCCACAAUCAAGUUGCUUCCAGCGGAUGUGAUCCAAGUUCGUACCGAGGUGAGUGCCCGAGGAGCUGGGACGUAUCAUGAUAUCAGUGACCAGGAGCGGCCACCUGAUGACGAUGAGGCAAGUGAGGAGUCUCACAACGGACAGCCCGCACCACAAGUGGGGGCGAGCGACGUGGAGCUAGAUGUUGAGCCAGAGUUGCAUAGCGAGGAACUGGCGGCACCCGAAGCAGAGGGCAAUGAGAGUCCUCGAGAGGACGUUCCAAUGCGGGAGCCGAGAGUUCCAAGUGAUCAUGGUGAAGAGUCGCCUUCUAAGAGGGCAUUGCGUCGAAGUGCGGAUCUCCUGGAUGGCGUGCAGCGUUCUUCUGUGGACCGAGGUUCCCUUGGAAGCAAUGGCGUGCGUGCUGAGGAUGUUCCUGUGCCGGACUUGAGUGAUGAGGAGCUUGAAGUGACAGUUGAGAAGGAGUGCUUGAUGGUUGAACGGACCAAGGGAAGGAAGGAGGUUGCGAUGAGCAGCGUGACCAAGGAGCGACGCCCUGGGCUGGAUCGCGCAAAACAAAAAGAAUGGAGGAAACUGCUGGACAGCAAGGCAAUCCUGGUGCACACGGGUGAGAAGGCUCGAGAAAUACGAGAGAAGUAUGCCAGGACUGAUCAACGCACUGGCAGAAAGGAGAAGUUCAUGAAGUCGCGUUUUGUGGUGACUGAAGCCGGGGAGACAGCAAGUCCUGAGACACAAGGGCUAAAAGCCAGAUGGUGCAUUCGGGGCUAUCUGGAUCCUGCUCUGAUGGAGUUGGAUACGAAUGCGCCAACGCUAACGGCCGAGGGCUUUGCUGUGACCGCCCAGUUGAUUGCGAGUCAUCGUUGGUCGUUGCAGAUAGCAGAUGUUGAAGGAGCCUUCCUGCGGGGAGAUCGACUUGAAGAAGCCCGUGGAAGGUUGUUCAUUGAGAUGCCGCCCGGUGGAGUUCCAGGCUAUGAGGACUACGAUGACUGUAUCAUUGAGGCAGUGAAGACGGUCUACGGCUUGGCAGAUGCUCCCAAGGCAUGGUGGAAGUCCUUCAGCCGGUCUUUAAUCAACCUCGGUAUGCGUCCCUCGAAGUUUGAUCCGUGCGUGUUCUGGUACUUUCACAAAGGGAAGCUUGCUGGGACGAUAGCUCUUCAUGUCGAUGACAUGGUGUUAGGAGGCAAUGCGGAGUUUCAGGAACACGUUGUGAACAAGCUUAAGCAGCAGUAUCCCUUCAAGCACUGGAAAGUAGGCGCCGGUGAGUUUCUGGGAAAGAUGCUUAGGCAGGAACCUUCAGGUGAAAUCACGAUUUGCCAGUUGGAGUAUGCCUCCCAACUGCAAGGGAUUAGCAUCAGUGCUGAGAGACGGAGACAGAAGGGUGAAGAGCUGAGUGAGGGAGAGCGACAACAGAUGCGCGCUGUCCUUGGAGCUGUGAACUGGCUUGUAGGAGGAAGCAGGCCCGAUCUCGCUGCAUGGUGCUCGCUGCUCCAGCAGAAGGUGUCGAAGGGCACUGUGGAGCAACUGAUUGAGACGAACAAGCUGGUGACGUUAGCACGGGAAAAUGCUGCGAUGAUGAUUCGGAUAUUGCCGAUACCGACAAGUGAUAUUCGCUUCGUGGUGAUGUCGGAUGCCUCGUGGGCGAAUGCCGAAAACCGCUGCAGUCAGGCAGGAUACUUGGUGGCGGCAGUAGACGACAUGCUGCACAAAGGCCACUGGGGACGAUUCUCACUCAUGCGCUGGCGAAGCUACAAACAAGAUCGUCAAGCUCACUCAACUUUGGGAGCCGAGCUACUGGCGCUCUCACGAGCAAUAGCGGAAGCGAGGUGGAUCAGAUCGUUGUGGUGUGAAGCUAUGUACGAGGGCUAUCAGCUGAGUGAGGAUCAGAAAUGGUCCAACAGUAUUCCUCUCACAGCGGUGGUGGACUGCAAGCCGGUGUAUGAUCAUGCCCAAGCUUGUACCGUGAGCUUGAAGGACAAGAGAAUGGCUAUUGAGAUGCUGCUUGUGAAGAAUGACAUCAAGGUUCACAACAUAUCCUUGAGAUGGGUCGUAUCCAAGUUCCGAGAGGUUGUAGGCUUUGUUGCUGACUUCAUGGUGUAG